Messenger RNA from Ostreococcus tauri, 975 nucleotides. Its product is annotated as Folate receptor-like. NCBI's taxonomy places the organism in Eukaryota, Viridiplantae, Chlorophyta, Mamiellophyceae, Mamiellales, Bathycoccaceae. The record is from RefSeq and is a predicted model, not a curated record. The coding region runs from base 1 to 975 and encodes 324 amino acids. The transcript has a single exon.
AUGGAGGGAAAAUACAUCCACCGCGGCGUCGACGCGACGGUGGCGCGGACGCGGGCGCGCGCGCGCGACGGGGUGGGAUCGCGAUCGCGCGUCGGGAUCGGGACGAUGGGCGGGAUGAUGUCGCGGACGAUCGUGGUGACGCUGGUGCUCGUGCUGUGCGGUGGAGGCGUCGCGCGAGGGGCGGGAACGGUGGAGACGUGUAAGAGUAAACGCGCGCACGAGGCGUUCGCGCGUGAGGGGUCGGCGCCGGGGAGAGGGAAAGGGAUGACGUUUUGCGACGCGCAUCGAGCGAAGACGUGCUGCGGACGAGCGCAGACGGACGCGGUGCGGGCGAAAGUGGUGCACAUGCAGUUGAAUGGAUUCUCGGAGACGUGCCGAGAUGCAUGGGCCGCGGUGGAGUGCAGUGUGUGCGAUGGAAGGGUGGGGACGGCGGAUGGGACGCCGAUUUGCGCCUCGGCGUGCGACGCCUUGUACGGAGCGUGUCGGAACGAUUUUUUCUCCGAGGACGGCGCGCAGAGGUUGGUGCCGUGUAGACCCGGGGACGUUAUUUGCACUAAACUCAGUGAGUGGAUCGGGGACGUGAAGGAUAAGGGGGCGGAGAUGUGCUCGGCGGCGGGGUGGGACCCAGUGAAACCGGGAGAGCGAUGGUGCUUUGACGGCGCGGCGGUCGCGUCGGAUCCCUGGCGGUCGAGCGAUCGUUCGCGUUCGCGCGGCGACUCCAAGAGGAAUGAUGCUAGGAGUAGACCUGCGAAGAAGACCAAGACCAAGGCCAAGCGCUUUUCUCUGAAAUCGAAUAAGGAGAGCUCGGCGAGACGAGCCGCGAUAUUGGCCGGCGGCGGCGCGGGAUUGGCGUACGUCCUCAUCAACCGCGUCAUCCCCCUCGCGCUUCGAAGAUGGCACAGGAAAAAAUCCGUCAACUCCAGGUACGCCGCUCGCCACGCCGCCGAGCGCAGAUCUCGCGCGCAUUAUUUGUGA